CGGGCCUCAGCUCUUUCGCUCGGCUCGGCUCGCCAUGUGGCGCCUCACGGUGGCGGCGGCCGCGCUCUCGGCGCACAGCCUGGAACUACCGGAAGAUAACUCCCUGGCGGACUUCCGCGCCAGGUGGUCAUGCCGGGAUUGCAACUCCACGGUGGAUUGGAGCCCCCUCCUGAAGCCCAUUGACAUCCAGACGGGAGCAAUGCCUACCGAUCUGCUGCUGGACAUGCCGUUUUUGAUGCAGGUGGAGAAGCAAUUUGACGGAUCCGCCUGGACGGCACAGUGCAGGAGGAUGUGGUUUGCGAGCUACGCGGCGGCGGCAGCUUAUUUGGCGUUCAUCGUGAUAGGCAAGGAGUGGAUGAAGGACCGCAAGCCUUGGGAUCUCAAGACGAGCCUGGCACUGUGGAACCUCUUUCUCGCAGUCUUCUCUUUUGUGGGCGCGGUGCGGACGGUGCCUCAGCUGGUAGGCGCGCUCUCCCAGUACGGCUUCGAGUACACACUGUGCAGGAGGGCGGUGUUCUACUAUGGCAACGGGCCUGCCGGCAUGUGGGUGUGCCUCUUCAUAUUCUCCAAGUACAUCGAGCUGGUAGACACCUUCUUCCUGGUUGUGCGAAAGAGGAAGAUCCGGUUCCUGCACUGGUACCAUCACUUCUCCGUGUUGCUGUACUGCUGGCAUGCCUACACUUGGGAGAUGCCUACGGGGCUCUACUUCGCGGCGAUGAACUUCACGGUGCACGCGGUGAUGUACUUCUACUACUUCCUUUCAGGUGUCAUGGACAAGCCGCCAGACUGGGCGCUGAUGGUGACUAUCAUGCAGCUGCUGCAGAUGGUGGUGGGUAUCCUGGUCACGUGCUGCCACAUGCACCUCCUGCUCAACAGGACGGUGCCUCGCUGCGACGGGCACAUGGACAACCUGAAGGCUGCUCUGGGAAUGUAUGCGUCGUACUUUUUGCUCUUCGCCCACUUUUUCGUAGACCGCUACUUUCUGAACCCGCCCACGCGGAAGAAGAAGCACGCGGACUGAAGAAGGCACGAAGGCACAGGGUGCAGGAAGCAUCCGUCUCGAAGCCUGCAUUGGCAGCCAGUGUCUGAGAAAGCCCGGAAUCUUCAAACCACGGCAACCCGAAUUCAACUAGUUUUCCCGGGCCUUGGAAGCAACAGGGCCUCCGUUUCGGUUUGCUUAGCACUGUAGGCCUAGAAAGUGGCCUGGGGAGCGGGACGCUUUGCGCGAAUCCGCGUGAAGUGGGAGACACGCCUUGGGACAUGGCUCUUGCACAAUG
Molecule: messenger RNA, 1277 nt
Organism: Effrenium voratum
Lineage: Eukaryota; Dinophyceae; Suessiales; Symbiodiniaceae
Source: the annotation of a GenBank genome assembly